UCAUUAUUAACAUUUAAUCAAUUUUAAAAGUGCCGCGGUUUAGUGCUGAAAGCUACUACCACCAGGGGGUGUAUGACAAAGUAUGACGUCCGUCUUCACUACCUCCAUGGUUGAAAUUUAAACUUGACGCAACUGUCAACGGCCGUCAGAUUGUUCUUGAUUUCUGAACAAUUUCGGUUUGUAGCACUCGUUCAGCGUAAAAUGGCAACAGCAAGGAGCAAGGCAAGAACUCAGAAGAAAAAUGCAACAACACAAACAAGUCCAACAGAUACUAUGAUAGAAAUAGCUCACUUGCAGGAACAGGUGAAGCUUCUUACAAUUGAAAAUGAUCACCUGAGAAAAUAUACUACGGAAGAGCUAUCCAGUAGACUGAAACCUACAACACCUUUGAUAAGACCAAAUGAUAUUGAGAACACUCCUAAACGCUCAAAAUCAGUACAAAGAAAUUUACAGACUCCAAGUACACAGGAAAAGGGUAACAAAUUCUCAACACGUUGUGCGUGUAAGGGAAAAUGUUUUUCUAAACAUUGUGGUUGUGUGAAAAAGAAUGUUCUUUGUGGAGCAUUAUGUAAAUGUGAUAUUACCAUUUGUAAAAAUCAGGAAAAUAGAGAUGAGGAUCAAAAUAAAGAAAACUUGGAAAAUAAUGAGUUAGCACCCAAAAACAUCGAAAACAAAGAAAUAAACAAUAAGCAUUUAUCAAAUGCUGCAGAGAGCAAAAGUAUGUUUAGUCCAGAUGUUACACAAGGUGAUUCAGAUUUUAAUAUUGAAGAAGUAAGGGAAUCUUUAUACUUUGGAAGUCCUAAGCAGUUAGUAUUUGAUACAAAUAAAGAGGAAGAUGAAGAAGAAGAAAAUGAGAAACGAACUACAAGAAGAGGAGGCACUAAGAAAUCAGCUGAACUUGAUGAAAAUAAUCAGAAAAGUGCAACAAAAAGGAAUGUUAGACUUAGAAAACUUUUUGUCGAUGCAGAUGCUACGAAAAAUAGGAAACAGCAGGAAAACAAAAAUAUUUUAAAUAAAGAAGAGGAAGACCUGAAUGAUAAAGAAACAAAAAGAGGUGUAAGAAGAAGUAUUCCAGAUUUAGUAGAACCUCAAAUGGAUGAAAAAAUAAAAGAAAAUAGUAUGGUAUCAUUGAGGCAUGGUCAGAAAGGAUCAAAAGUAUCUAAAAAUAAACCAAAUGGAAGAUAUGUUAACAAUGUAGAAUCAGAAGUUGUACAGAAAAAAAGUCCUGACUCUACCGCAAAUAAUACAGGAGCAUCACGUGAUGAGAUAAAUAAUGCUUCUAAAUUAUUUGAACAAAAAGGAAAGAAUUCUGAAGACAUAAAAACUUCAAGUAAAAAUGAAUCAUAUAGUAUAAAUGAGAACGAUAAUAACGAUUUUAAUCCAAUGCAACCUAAACACGAAUUGACCAGAACACCAAUUCGAGGAUUUUCAACAUCUAGCGAGGAAAAUACUGAUAUAUCAUUAACCACAUCUGUUAAAUCAGAAGAAGAGCGUCAAAUUCCUGAAGUAUUCAAUCAACCUGAAGUAGAUUGGGAAGAAUAUCAAUCUCAACUUGUUGCAUGUAGAAAGUGCAAGAGAAAAUUCCAUCCACUUAGAAUUAAGAAACAUGAGUCCUGCUGUAAAAAGGUGUGAACAGUAAUCUUGUAUAAAGUUUUUACACUUUUUUUUAUCUUAUCUACUAAUAAUAUCAAUGAGUAAUAAAUUUUACUGUACGAGAAAGGAUAGGGUUA
This is a messenger RNA of Megachile rotundata (alfalfa leafcutting bee), 1730 nucleotides long. RefSeq lists its product as uncharacterized. NCBI's taxonomy places the organism in Eukaryota, Metazoa, Arthropoda, Insecta, Hymenoptera, Megachilidae. The record is from RefSeq and is a predicted model, not a curated record.